Molecule: messenger RNA, 960 nt
Organism: Abrus precatorius (Indian licorice)
Lineage: Eukaryota; Viridiplantae; Streptophyta; Magnoliopsida; Fabales; Fabaceae
Product: probable chalcone--flavonone isomerase 3
Exons: 5
Coding region: 167-796 (209 amino acids)
Molecular function (GO): intramolecular lyase activity
Source: RefSeq, a predicted model, not a curated record
ACCGCACCUUAUUUUCGGCCGAGUCAAGAACAGAGGGUCUAAUUAAACAUCUUUAUAUAGUGACUCUACAAGUCUUCCACCUCACCGUUUUGUCAAAAUCUCUUUAAGUUUGCUCACCCCUACUCUUCCUUCCCUGUCGCUAUCUCCAUCUCCCCCAAAGAUAAUUAUGGCUACUGAAGAGGUGUUGGUUGAUGAAAUCCCUUAUCCUUCCAAGAUCACUACUACUAAGCCUCUCUCUCUUCUGGGUCAUGGAAUCACCGACAUGGAGAUCCACUUUCUCCAAGUUAAAUUCUAUUCAAUCGGAGUUUAUUUGGAUCCUGAAGUAAUAAGCCACUUGCAGCAGUGGAAAGGUAUACCUGCAAAGGAACUGGAAGAGAAAGAUGACUUCUUUGAUGCUCUCAUUUCUGCUCCGGUGGAGAAGGUUAUUAGACUUGUGGUGAUAAAAGAGAUAAAGGGUGCACAAUAUGGAGUUCAGAUUGAGACUGCUGUGAGGGAUAGGUUGGCUGCUGAUGACAAAUAUGAGGAGGAAGAAGAAGAGGCUUUGGAAAAAGUUGUUGAAUUUUUCCAGUCUAAAUACUUCAAGAAACAUUCAGUGAUCACAUAUCAUUUCCCAGCAAAUUCUGCAACUGCUGAGAUUGUGGUAUCUUUGGAGGGGAAAGAAGACUCAAAGUUUGUAGUAGAAAAUGCCAAUGUGGUAGACACCAUCAAGAAAUGGUACCUUGGUGGGUCAAGCGCAGUGUCUACCAAAACCAUUUCAUCUUUGGCUAGCACUCUUUCAGAGGAGUUGUCCAAGUGAAGAGAACUUUGUUGUGUAAUAUUGGGUAUCUGUGUUGCAAUCAUGUAGUAAUUGGAACUUUCUUCACUCAAUAUUUCCGGAUUUCUGUUGUUGAACUUAUCGGAAUAAAUGUUAGCACUAACAUAAAUCAACCCGUAUGAUAUAAUUCUGAGUUUUAUUUUGUU